AUGAUUAAACUCUCGUCAGCCUUCGCCUUCACGGCAUUCGCCGUCAGGUGUCUUACAACUCAAGAAGUUUAUGACUAUAUUGUUAUUGGAAGUGGCCCAGGCGGAGGUCCUCUGGCUGUUAACCUUGCCAGGGCCGGCUACAAAACGCUGCUUCUUGAAGCUGGUGACGAUCUCGGAGACGACCCAACCUACAAUCACAUCCUCAACAAUUACGGCGCCGUUAACGGGGCGCGCGGCCGCUGGGACUUCUUCGUUCAACACUCAGAAGAUCCUGCUGAGCAGGCCCGUUACGCUCUGCAGACUUACCGCACUGUCAACGGGUCCUUUUAUACCGGUCUUGACCCUCCCUCCGGUGCCGAAAGACUGGGUAUUUGGUACCCUCGGGGUGCCUCACUUGGCGGCUGCUCCAUGAACAACGCCGCUAUCGCUACUUUACCCCCUGACGCCGAUUGGGAAAUCGUGGUGAACCGCACGGGCGAUCGGACUUGGUUGGCCGAGAAUAUGCGUCAACAUUUCAUUGAAAUUGAACGCAACGAGUGGUUCCCUCGCGGCACCCCUGGUCAUGGAUUCGACGGAUAUCUGCGUAUCAAUACACCUAACAACUCCUGGACCGAGCAGCCGAGUAAUGUCAAUCGCAUUAUCGCAGGGCUUGCAAACGCUACGGACCAGGACAUCAAAAUCGUGCCUGAUCUGGUUGUUCGAGACAUCAACGCCGAGUCCCCCGACCGAGACCAGCAAGAGGGGUUCUACGGAAUGAGCCUUCACAUCGACAGCCAGGGUUUCCAGCUCGUUACUAGAGUCCUUUUCGAUGAUUCGGGCUUAGUCCCGGUGGCCAAUGGUGUCGAGGUCUUACAGGGUCAGUCUGUAUACAAGGCCGACCCUCGAUGGAGCAAGGACAAGAAGAGCGAGCUUAAAACGUUCACGGCUAAAAGGGAGGUUAUUGUCUCCGGAGGUGCCUUCAAUAGCCCUCAAAUUCUUAAACACUCCGGUGUUGGUCCCGCCGAUGAGCUGAACAGAUUUGGUAUCAAGGUGAUCAAAGACCUCCCGGGAGUCGGUGAGAACUUGGCUGAGAACUACGAGGGAGGUUUAUUGGGCCUUGCGAGCCAAAACAUCAACUUAGAUGCCGGUCAGGUCGCCCUUGUUCUCAGAACUCCUACUGAGACAGGUGGUCGUAAUAUUCAUGCCUGGUGCGGCCCCUUUGCCCUUGAGGGAUUUUGGCCCGGGAUGCCCAAAGAUUAUGGCCCGCGCCAAUGGUCCCGUGCCGGUAGCGUCAGGCUCAAGUCGGCCGACCCCACGGAUACUCCUGACAUCAACUUCCGGUUCUGGCAGGUUGGCGGCGAUGAAGACCUCCGGGAGAUUGUCGACGCAGUCAACAUCAUUCGCCAAGGUUUCAAUGCCGCCGAGGCUCCUGUGACGCCGUGGAGUGAAAUAUAUCCUUGCCAUGGCAAUGCCAGUAACUGCACGGACCAGGCACAGCUUGAAUAUUUCAGGUCCCAAUCUUUUGGCCACCACGCCUCUUCCUCCUGUGCCAUCGGAGCCGCUGAAGACCCGAUGGCUGUUGUAGAUAGCAAAUUCCGGGUCCACGGCGUCAAGAACCUCCGUGUCGUAGACGCGUCAGUGUUCCCCCACGUCCCAGACGCCUUUCCUGUGCUGCCGACUCUCAUUAUCUCGCAGAAAGCCUCAAAGGAUAUAAUUGAGGCUGCCUCUUCCGCCUGA
Messenger RNA from Colletotrichum truncatum, 1716 nucleotides. RefSeq names its product alcohol dehydrogenase. Lineage: Eukaryota; Fungi; Ascomycota; Sordariomycetes; Glomerellales; Glomerellaceae. Gene Ontology annotation, molecular function: oxidoreductase activity, acting on CH-OH group of donors; flavin adenine dinucleotide binding. The record is from RefSeq and is a predicted model, not a curated record.